CAACCGACCACCGGUUUGUUUGUCAUGUUCAAAAUGAAGUGUAUUUCCAUCUUAACGAUGGCUUUAUUAAUAACCAUCUUGGAUGCAAAACAACUUCCACCGUAUUUAAAAAUUUGUAAACGUUUCGAUCCUGAAAUUUCAAAGUGUUGGAAGAACACAUUCGAAGAAUUACUUCCAUAUUUAGCGAAAGGAAUCCCAGAGUUUAAAAUACCACCUUUAAAUCCCUUCAAUAUCGACACGUUACAAUUAAAUCAAGGAAACUCCGAAAAUAUUCAUUUCACCGCACAUUUAAGUAACGUUACAUUUUCAGAAGCAAACGACUUUAAUGUCGUUUCUGCUGAUGUAAACUACACGACAAUGGUGAUUAAGUUAACAUUAUUUUUCCCACAUUUAAUCAUGAACGGCGAUUAUACAGCUAAAGGAAGGGUGCUUUUAUUUCAAUUUGAUAGUAAGGGUCGCGUUGAAGGUGAUUUUAAGGGUAUGUUAAUAAACGGUACUUAUAUGUUGGAAACGGUUAAAAAAGGAGGACAAGAAUAUCUACAUAUUAAAGAAUCUACUCACAAUGUAGACAUAAAAAAAAUUUAUAUCUAUAUGCACGACCUGUUUAGAAAUAAUCCUGAAAUCACUGCAAAUGUCAACAAGGCUAUAAACGAUAAUGUCGAUGUUUUGUAUGAGGAUUUUCGACCGUUACUAAGAGAGACUUUUUCUACGAUUAUAAACGAAUACACUAAUAGAGCUUAUUCUCAAUAUCCUUUUGAUCAGUUACUUCCAAUUAAUUAAUUAUGUUUCUGUUUUAUUAAAAUUAUUUUUUUUAUAUAAAAAAAUUAAAUUGAAUUAAUUAAAUUAAGAGUUUACUUGGUUCAUUUUACAGUGGAACCUCGGUAUACGACCAUAAUCCGUUCCUUAUAUUUGAACUUAUACCGAAUAAGACGUAUACCGAACCAACCUUUCCCAUAUCAAGUAAUGUAAAAAUGAUUAAUCUAAUUAAGACACUGUUUGUAAAAAACUGAACUUUAUUAUAGAUUUUUAAAGUUA
Molecule: messenger RNA, 1035 nt
Organism: Onthophagus taurus
Lineage: Eukaryota; Metazoa; Arthropoda; Insecta; Coleoptera; Scarabaeidae
Source: RefSeq, a predicted model, not a curated record